This is a messenger RNA of Bursaphelenchus okinawaensis, 1374 nucleotides long. Lineage: Eukaryota; Metazoa; Nematoda; Chromadorea; Rhabditida; Aphelenchoididae. The record is from the annotation of a GenBank genome assembly.
AUGAAGAAGAUGUAAAACUAUGAUAAACCUAAAAUGAUAUCAGUUCAACGUCACGACGAAUCCUUAAAACUUAAAGAAUUUACAAUUACAACACAAAAGGUUAAAACCCGUAUCAAAAACAAAUUAACCUUUUCCCAAAAAAGUACAAUAGAAGCACAAUCAACCGGUAGGCGAGCGCUAUCAACAAGCAGCUGAUCAGAAGAGAAUCGCGCGAAACUUCGAAAUUAGAAAAAGAUUAGAAUUGGUUUCUCUUUCAAAAAACUUCCGAAUCCACGAUAAAGGAUGAGAGCCGCUCUUCUGAACAACCUUUCGAGACGGUGUUCGUAUCUCACGGCAAAAUGCUCAUCAUUACAGGAAACGGCGACUAAAGGUAUAUUGUAGUAGAUUGAUUAGUGAUGUCUUUGUAUAUCAUGUUAUUAAGGUAUGUAUGCGUAAAUUUGAGGAGCAUUAUUACUCUACUAAUUCUUGUUUCUUUAUUUUACCGGUUUGUUACGGUAAUUUUAUCAUAAAAACGACUGCAGCCUGCGAAGCGUGGGGCGCCGUUGGAAAAAUUCUAAAAAGAGAAAAUUUUAUUUUUUUCAAUAAAAAUGUUUUUGACAAGUAUUUUAUGGAUAAUAUAAAGUAAAGACGUGAAUAUACUUUGUAAAAAUACUUUACUUUAAUUCUUAUAUGUUAUGUUUCAGGUAAUGACUUCUAGAUUGGCGAGGGUAAACCAAUGGCUUUUGUUCUCUAGACAAUGGCAUGUUAUAGAUGGCGCAAACCAGGUAUAUUUUGGUGCUAUUUAUAUGUAUUUUGUUUUUAGGACGUUUUUGAGUUAGGCAACUUAGCAGCAAAUCAUUUGAGUGGCAAAUGGAAGCCAAUAUACCAUCCUUUGACUGACUGUGGAGAUAAUGUUGUUAUCGUUAACUGCAAAGAUGUGGCUAUGCACGGAUUUAACUGGAAGCACAUGCUUUUCCAUUAUAACAAGGUAAAAUAAAUUAAAAGGUUAUUGUGUAUGUUUAUUAUUUUAUUGAUAAAGCUAGCUCUAUCAAAAAUAUGUUAUAGGAAUAUCCACGGAGUAAAACCGAUAUUCGUGCUCACGAAAUUCAUGAGUUUGAACCCACGAGGAUAGCCUUUGCCGCUGUUUACAAGGCUUUAGGACGAACACCGAUCAGAAGACAUCAAAUCGAACGACUUCACUUAUUUGCCGAUGAUGAAAUGCCAGAAUUCAUUCGAAUGAAUAUUGGAAGCCAACUUCGACAAGUUCAAAAGGUGCCAAAGAAGUCAACAGAGUACACUGAGGAAGAACGGCAGAACUUCCCAUUGUUGUUCAAGAGAAGAUCAGAUCACGUUCUGGAUUGGGAGCAAACUCCGCCCGAGAUCGAAAGGCAUUGA